AUGAAGAGGAAGCCGCUUGAGAAGGCUAUCCUGGUAACUCUUCUCUUUGAGCUCGAUGCCCCUCCGAAGCGCAAAUCAGGCGGCCCCCCGACCGCGCCCUCCAAGCCCCGGCAAUCCAAGCUCGCCAAGGAGCACAACGUCUCCGCGCAGGAAGAGGCCGAGAUCAAGGAGGCCUUUAGCCUGUUCGCGGAGCCCAUGGACGGCGAGAAGAACGGCGUGCUGCCCAUUGGCGACCUCAAGUCUGCGCUCAUAGCCCUCGGCAUCCCGCCUUCUUCCCCCGCCGAGCUCCAGGAGUUCAUAUCCAUCCUCGACCCGGAAGCGGACGGCUUCGCGACCUUUGAGCCCUUCUUCGCCAUCUGCGCGCUCAAGUUCCACGCGCGCGACCGCGACGGCUACGACGACGACCGCGACUCCGAGGCCCACCGGCGGGAGCUGGCCGAGGCGUUUGGCCUGUUCACGAACGGCACCGAGGGCCCGAUCACGCUGGCGCACCUGCGGCGCGUGGCGGCGGUGCUCAAGGAGGACGUGGACGAGGAGCUGCUCAAGGAUAUGAUUCUCGAGGCCAACGGCGGGGCGGGCGUCGCGAGGGGGGUGGGGAUGGAGGAGUUUGAUGGGGUGAUGAGGAGUGCUGGGGUUUGGCGGUGA
This is a messenger RNA of Trichoderma citrinoviride, 645 nucleotides long. RefSeq names its product EF-hand. The record is from RefSeq and is a predicted model, not a curated record. Lineage: Eukaryota; Fungi; Ascomycota; Sordariomycetes; Hypocreales; Hypocreaceae. Gene Ontology annotation, molecular function: calcium ion binding. The coding region runs from base 1 to 645 and encodes 214 amino acids. The transcript has 3 exons.